Messenger RNA from Phymastichus coffea, 752 nucleotides. Its product is annotated as shematrin-like protein 1. The coding region runs from base 107 to 367 and encodes 86 amino acids. NCBI's taxonomy places the organism in Eukaryota, Metazoa, Arthropoda, Insecta, Hymenoptera, Eulophidae. The record is from RefSeq and is a predicted model, not a curated record. The transcript is spliced from 3 exons.
CUAGCUGCACCUAUAGUUCGCGGUCGCUUUAUAAAAACGAAGCUCUUUCUGGUAGGCAACGAGAGACGCAUCGCAUACGCGCCGCACGCCUCAUCAGCCCUUCGACAUGGCUUGCUCCAAGAUUCUCGUUGCACUGCUGCUCAUCGCUCUACUGUCGAUUGCGUCGGCUAAACCCGGAUACUAUGGUGGUCUCGGCUACUACGGUGGAUAUGGUGGUUACUAUGGUGGUUAUCCUUAUUACUACCGCUAUCCAUACUUUGGUUACGGCCACGGAUACGGGUAUGGAGGCACUGGACUCUAUGGAUUUGGAUACGGCUCUUCGCUAUCUCGUAUGCAUGCUAUUUGCUCCUUUUGCCGAUCACAAUGACCGUUCAGCGAUGAAACUUGUUAUGAUACAACAUUACGUAUAAUUGUCUCGCACAUUAGCUUCAAAUUAAUUAUUUGUCUCACGUCACAAAUGGUCCAAUGAACAUUUCACAACUUGCGCUCUUAGUCAUAAUCAUGACAUAAGUGUUAGAAAGCCAUUGAAGAUUGACAAGUAUCCUGAAAUAGUAAUGAUCACCUCAUGAUAGACGAUUACAUUGAGAUUGAGAAACAACGUUAUCUGACAAAUAUUCGCAAUAUACAAUAUGUCAUACCUAAAAUGUGCUCUACUACAUUCUCGUCGUAAAAAUGAGGACUCUCUAAGUAUAAUAAUACAAUGCGGUCGAAUUAUGCAAUUGAAAAAAUUUGGACUUGAGUCUCUGCAUUAG